AUCAAAAGAAAGAAGAGAGUUAUAUUACACACACAACAAUAUGGGUCAAGCUCUCGAUACCGCAAAAGGGAAAGGAGAGGUAGACGGGAAAGACUUGGAAGCUAUGGUUGAAAAUUGUUACCGCAAAUGCUUUGAAGAACAAAAUGACGAUCAAGAAUGGUCUUUCGCCGACUUCUACCGCAUUGUCGCCGAAGCUGUCGAAGAAAUCAAUAGAAGACUCGGUGGUACGCAAAUUAAGGUGCCAAGUGUAGAUCAAUUACAAGACGCUUAUAAGAUACACAAUCUCGGGGAGGGGAAGAAGCUAUCAAAGGAUGAGUUUCAGAAGCUUCUUCAGGAGGUUUUGAUCGGAGCUGGGUUCACCGGCGUUGGAGGAAUCAAAGAGUUUCUUCUGUUCAUCUUCGGAGUUCCUGUGCUCGCUGUCUUCCUCAAGAACCGUAUAGCUCCGACGUCCAUUACCAACGACGUUUUCAUCCCAGCCGUCACCUCCGCCACCGUAUUCCUCCUCGCCAAGCUCAACAAGAUAUGACUCUAAUCGCUUGAUCUUUUCGAGCUUUGCUUUGUUUGUUUUUUUUAAAAAAAAAUUUGUACUGGGGAUUGAUUAUGCGUGGUUGUGAAAUACAUGGAAAAGCUUAAAGUUUUAA
This is a messenger RNA of Capsella rubella, 641 nucleotides long. RefSeq lists its product as uncharacterized. Bases 41 to 526 code for a protein of 161 amino acids. The record is from RefSeq and is a predicted model, not a curated record. Lineage: Eukaryota; Viridiplantae; Streptophyta; Magnoliopsida; Brassicales; Brassicaceae. The transcript is spliced from 4 exons.